Molecule: messenger RNA, 6416 nt
Organism: Onthophagus taurus
Lineage: Eukaryota; Metazoa; Arthropoda; Insecta; Coleoptera; Scarabaeidae
Product: U2 snRNP-associated SURP motif-containing protein
Biological process (GO): RNA processing
Cellular component (GO): nucleus
Molecular function (GO): RNA binding
Source: RefSeq, a predicted model, not a curated record
UGCUUCUUAUUUCAUUUCGAUAUCUCAAUCAGUUCUUGAGAUACGAUAUUUCUAGUUGAUAAUGUUAACUUGAUAGCUGUAAAAUGUGCAGAGUUCUAUUUAAAGUACCAUAAUAACGGGAUUUAUGGAAACUAAUCGGUCUAGGUCUAGUGUUAGUUCUAGUUUUUGGUCAAUAAAAGUAUCCGUCUUGUUAGAUAGUACUGUCCAUGGAAAGUACUACCAACUUUGCAUAUUUGACAGUUGACUUAAAAAUAACUAAAAAUGUUGAUAACGUAGAAAACAAUUUUACCAUAAUAUAUGAUUUUUAUUUCCAGAAGUAAUUUUAUAUUUCCAUAGUAACAAUAAAACACAAUUAACAAAAACCUCAAUUAAAGAAAAUGUCUAAACGUGAUUUAGAAAGGAAACAACGAGAAGAACAAGAAGCGACAGCUUACGCUUUUCAAGAAUUUAUCCAAACAUUUCAAGACAAUUCAACCCCCCCAAAUAAGCUUUUUGUCAAAUCGGGAAUUUUAUACGCAAAAGAUAAAGAGAACGAACACGACAAAGGUAAAAUUUACAAUCCAAAACCUGUAUUAAGACACCACGGGAAUCAAGAGACGAUAAAGAAAGCGAUUGAAUGUGCGACUUUGUUAAGAGAUACUCGAAAUGAACGCAUAAAAUCUGGUAAACCAAAAUCGAACUUGGAACUUUUAAAAGAAGAAUUACGUCAAAGACAUAUUGAAAGAGAUGAACGCUUAAAAAUAAGAAAUGAAUCAUCUACACAGAAUUUAGUUUGUUUUGAAUCUGAUGAUGUAUCAACGACGAAUCUUUUCGUUGCAAACAUUAAUGUUAAUAUAACAGAGCAAGAUUUAAUGAAGAUUUUUGGUGUUUACGGACCAUUAGCGAGCGUUAAAAUAAUGUGGCCUAGAAAUGAAGAACGUGGUCGAUCUAACGUUGGAUUUGUAGCGUAUAUGAGUAGAAAAGAUGGUGAGAGAGCGUUGGAGUGUUUAAAGAAUCGUGAUGAUAUGCGCGUUGGUUGGGCUAAACCUGUUGAGUUACCACAACACCCUGUAUAUAUCCCACCUGAAUUAUUAAAAUUACUUUUACCACCCCCUCAAACUGGAUUACCUUUUAAUGCACACAUUAAAUCAGAUAUUUUAAGAAAUAAAGAAAACAUUGAUGAUGUUUUAAAAGAUGCUUAUGUAACAGUUACAAUUCCUUUAGAUAAAAAGUUUUUAGCCACAAUUCAUCGGAUGGUCGAAUUCGUCGUUAAAGAAGGUCCGUUAUUUGAAGCGAUGAUUAUGAAUAAAGAAAUUAAUAAUUCAAUGUUCCAGUUUUUGUUUGACAAUAAAUCGCCGAAUCAUAUUUAUUAUAGAUGGAAACUUUAUUCAGUUUUAAACGGCGAAAGCGUUUAUGAAUGGUCAAACAAAGAGUUUCGUAUGUUUAAAAACGGAAGUGUGUGGAUACCCCCAAUAACGCCUAAUUACAGUUUAGGAAUGCCCGAUAAUUUAGUUAAAAAUGAAAAAGACGACAAAAAAACGUUAUCGCAAGCACAAAGAAAUCGUUUGAUUAAUUAUAUUCAAAAUUUGAACUCGUCGAGGAUUAAAAUAGGAGAAACGAUGAUUUUUUGUAUCAACCACGAAAUUGCGGCUAAAGAUAUUUCGAUCUUAAUCGCGGAAUCUUUCGAAAAUGCCGCCACGAAUCCUCUCAAAAAGAUUGCUAGGCUUUAUUUAAUUUCCGACGUUUUAUAUAAUUCCUACAUUAAAAAAGGUGGAGGUGGAAAAAUGACUUAUAUUAAUGAAUUUCGGAGACAUCUUAAAAAGAUUUUUGAAAAUUUAGAAAAAUCCUGUGAUGCGUUAAAAUAUGAUAAAGAUAAAGAUGAUUUCAAAAAUAGAAUUUUAAAAGUAAUUCAUUCUUGGAAUAUUUGGAAAAUUUAUCCAAACGAAUUUUUACGACGUCUCGAAAAAUUAUUUAUAAAAACGAUAGAAAUCGAUGUAAACGAUGAUUCCGAAAAUGACGAACCAUUAGAUGGUCAAAAUUUAAUUAAACGAUCCCUUUUAAAAAACGAAAUUAAAACCGACUUAGCAAUAAGCGCGGACGUGACCAUUCUUCCAACGGCAAUUGCAAAACGAAAUUCUCAACCGAAUCAAUCGGAUUUCGUUCAAUCGAAAUGGGAAAGUGUUGACCCUCAAGACAUUGAAGCUCAAGCCAUGUCAACGAAACAAAUUUAUAAUAUGGAACUUGAACGGCAAAUGAAAGAAUUAAAAAGUCAAUUGAAUCAGAUUACGGAAGAGGAACGGGGAAAUUUACGUAGGAUUGAGGUGAUGGUGAUGCAAUAUCAAGAUGAAUUGGAAAGUGGGAAAAGAAAGCGGAGGAAAGGGAAGAAUUUGGAGGAGGAUGUAAAUUUGUAUCGUAAGGAACUUUUGGAGAAAAAUAAAAAUGUUGAGUAUAAACGAAGGUUGAGUCCGAUUAGUUCCGAUAGUUUCUCUUCGGAUGAAGAUAAAAAGGAGAGUAAAAAGAAGAAGUUUGGGCGAAAAGAUCGAAAGGAGAGAUAUCAAAGAUAUAAAAAGUAAAAAAUGUUUGCGGUUAUUGUUAAUAUUUUGAGUUAUGAAGUUAAAUAUAAAAAAUAUAUUGUAGGUACAAGUAGCGUUUUGCUCAAUAUUCCAGUUUAACAAAACGAUUGUUAUAAGAAGUAGAGGUGGGGGAAGAAGUCUUUUUGACUUGUCCAUUAUAUUAUGCUUAUUGUAGAAUUUAAAAUGAUGGCUGUUAUUGUGUUCUUUUCGUGUACAAUAUUUAUUUCAAAAGUAUCUUUUAGUACAUCUAGGAAGUCCAGUUUUCUUCAUUGGCAGUAGAUAAGAAAAGAUUUUUACACGCUGUCUAGGUAUUUUGAGGAACCUCAUCAUUUCUUGCCCGAUUCUUGAUUCUAUUAUUGAUUGAUGGAGUCUGUUGCUGUGGUUAAUCUCUUCAGAUACUUCAAGCAAGUACUAAAUGUAUAAUUUCUCAUCACGAGUUAAAUCCGUGGUUUUCGCUUAUGACACAAAUUCGUAACCACAAGUCUCCAAGCCAAGUUUAUAACCGAAGAUUCUUAUAAUCGCUCUUAUAAAAUACAUUAAAAAAAAUUUUACAUUAUAUUAAUACUUUGUAUUUUUUCAUAAUAUUCACUUGUUGCAUAGAUCUCAUUUUGCAACAAUUUUUCCUUCAUUAUUUUUUUAAUUUUUCAGUGUUCAAAGCUCUUAAUUUUGGUGAAAGUACAUUGUACUGUUUAACUGAUUGAUAAUGGAAGUUAUUAUGUGACUUUGAAAGUCUAUGUAGUACAUCCAUGACGUGUAUGAUAGUUAUGUGUAUCUGCAUUUUUGGGUACGUAUUCUUUUUCUGUAUGUAUGUAAUUCAAACAGGAUAGAAUAAAACAUGGAACAUGAUGGUAUUGUUAGUAUUUUUAGUGCCUUGAAAAUCGUUCGACAACUCUCAUUUGGACCUAAUUUUGCAAGUACUCGGCUUUUCUUUUGAGCUUUAAAGAUGACCUCAAUAUGGUUUGAAGCACCCCUUGUAAGAAUACCAGAUGUUGCUAUACUGUGAAAGUAUGCAAAAUACACACUUUUUGUUUCUUUGAUCCGUAAAACCCUUGACACCACUCUGAAGCAAUACAAGGAUGUUGACAACUUUUGUAUUAUUUGUGUUAUAUGUUUUUAUCACGCUAAGAUCGAAGAAAGUGUUACGCCUAGGAUUUUCACGGUUUCGUCCUUAACAUCCUCUCAUAUUUUGGUAUAAAACGUAAGAAUUUUGGUUUUUUCCUUAUUUAACUGCAGACUAUUUGAGUCAAACCAUUUUUUCGCUUGCUCUAACGUUUCAUUAGUUCUUUGUUGUAGCUGCUUAGGUCUGUAGAAGAAUUAAUAAAGGAUGUGUCGUCUGCAUAGAGACACAUUGAAUCAGCAUGUGAUUCAUGUGAGUCAUUUAUAUAUAGCAGAAAAAGUAGGGGUCCAAGAACAGAGCCCUGUGGGUAGAUUGUACUAUGUGGGUAGAAAUGUACAUAGUUGUAAACCACAGACGUGCAAAUAAGCAUACUGCACUGAGAGAAAUGGAUUGUACUAUGCACUAAAAAUAUACUAUAAGGUAUAAUACGUUUACUACGAAUAGUGACAGCGAGACGAGAUUGUAUUCAGUACAAUAAAUAUAAUGAAUAUAAUACAAUGAAUUGCUGCAUGUAUAAUAUUUUUUCUAUAAUACGAUUCGUACAUCUAUUUCUCUCAGUGUGUAUAAUUCCUUUUAAUUGUGUGUCUGUUUACUAGUUACUGUGACAAAAUCUGUAUAUUUUUGAGUUGGAUUUAUUUCAAAUUUUUCAUAUGCAGAUUCCCUUGUUUCCGCUAUAACUGAGUAUUUUUCCUUAAUAUUUUUGUUAUUCGUUUCAUUUUCGACUACUUCUGGUUUUUCGAGGUCAAUGCUCUGUUUUGGGUUCAUUUGUUCAAACGAAACAGGUGUUUGCUUUUUAUGGCACGUGGUGGUGCAUUCAAGUUUGUUUCAUUAUUCGAUAUUAUUUUUGAAGGUACCACCUCUGUUGGAUUCUCAAUAAAUUUUGGAGAAGUUUUCUGUAUUAUUUCCUGUUUUAUCAUGUUCAACUCAUUGAUUAAAAUUUUAUUAUCGUAUUUCAAUUGUGAUAUCUACUCUUAAAUGACUGGAUUAUCUUUUCUGUCAUGUUUCAUUAAUUUGCUUAUUCUAUCGAAAAUUUGAAGAGAAUCAAGAAAGUUUUUGGGGUUAGGUUUAUUUCACAUGAAUUGCAAGUCCAGGAUCUUAUAUUCCCAUUUUUUUUAAUUGCCCUGAAUUUCUCUUCACUUAUAAAGCGUGUUUUUUAUAGUAGAAGUAUAAAACUUUGAAAUGGAUAAAACAAAGAUGAAUUUUUGUUGAAAGCGCAGCUCCUGCACAUUAUGGUUGUUCAAUUGAUGAACGAAAAAGUCAGUAAUCAUGGCUCUAUAGUGGUCCCUAUUGACUGUAACGUUCUGACCAGCAUCGUUUUUAAAGAAGUACGAACCAAUGAUUCCACCAGCCGAUAAAGCACACUAAACAGUCAGUUUUUCUAGAUGUAACGGUGCCUCAACAUACACUUGAGGAUUACCAUCACUCCAAAUGCGGCAGUUUUGUUUAUUGACGUAUCCAUUCAAACAAAAAAAGGGAGCUUCAUCGCUAAACAAAAUUCGCUUAUGAAAAUCGGGAUCAACGGCAAUCUUGUUUUGGGCCCAUUCAUCGAAUCUACGCCUUGCUAGGUGAUCGUGUGACUUCAAUUCUUGCACGAGUUGGAUUUUGUAAGCACGCAAACCAAGAUCUUUCCGCAAAAUCUUCCAUAAAGUGGAUGGACACAUAUCCAAUUGAUUGGUUCGAGUCUUCCUCUACGUUACACUCUACAGCAGCAAUGAUUUCUUCUGUAGGCACUGUACGACGUCUCUGUGGAUGCGUGUUAUCAUUUAGAGUAAACGUGGUGCGAAAACGUUCCAUAGUUAAUGGGGAAUUAAUUGCUCUGAUGAACAGAUAUUUCGAACAGAACUAUGAUUUUCUAAAUAAAUGUGCACAAUUUGGAAGCGUUGUUGAGACGUCAGAGCGUCAGUCUAUUCAUGUUGAAAUGCCAAACAAAACUAAACAUAAAUCACUUGACAGCUGAGAAAAUGGCCGCCAGUUAAAAAAGUGUUGCCAACUUAAAAUUCUAUACCUUUAUAAAAAAAUACCUGUUAUUAAUGCAUAUGAUAAUUUUUCAGCGUAAUUACCACUAUUUAUGUAGGUAUAUAUUUAUAUAUAUUGUUUAAUAUUGUUAUUAAUUAUAACCAAUUAAUUCGUUAUAUCGAAAUUUCGAUCACCUCAUUAUAACGAACGGCUUACAAUCCCCUUGCGUGUUUACUACAUCGAGGGUUUACUGUAUUUGCUUAUUAUUGUCCUCCUUGAGUGUGAUGGGAAUAUAAUAGUGUGUACUCAACACCUUGCGCCCCCUGCAAAGCUUUUUUUUAACUCUAUGCAAUUUUUACUAAAUCAAACAGCUUCGUAUUUCAUUCUAAAAUGUUAAAAUUUAAAAAAAAAGAAAAUUCCUAGCAUUUUUCUUUAUUAAAUGUGUCUAAAGACCUUCACCACAACCAUUAUUAAGAGAUUAAUGUCAAUUGUCAAGAUUAAAUGUCAGAUUUGAUGUUUAAGACUGAAUUUUCAAAACGUUGAUUUAAAAAUUAGUCACCAAUUCAAAAUUCGUAAAGGAAUAAGAUCACAAAAUGACAAGUUUUUACAAUAUUCAUUUAAUCGCAGUGAUGAUUAUUAAGAGGUUAAUAUGAACUGUCAAAUUAAAUGUCAGAUGUGACGUUGCAGUGUCAGUUUGACGUUUAAGUGUCAAUUUUUGAAAUGAAUGUAUGGAUAGUUUAAAAUUUAAUUUGAAGUACAUAUUAGGAUAAUAAUAGUGAUUUUGAAAUUAA